AUGAUGGGACCUGUUGGUCUGAAAGGACCCAAUGCUACUGCGGCGUUUGCUCGUCAGCGGAUAGCCGCCAUGUCCCGCUCCACUCGAUCUAUCUCGACCUUCCGAUCCCAAUCGCUUCGCUUCCCUGCCAACCGGGGACAAUUAAAGACGGCAGUUUCCGGAAAUGCUCCCUGGCGCAUGGCACCAGCCGCUAUCGGCCCGGCCGCAGUUCGUUUCAACUCUACGUCCUCAACCCAACUGCCUACCGAGAUCGUCGAUAAGGCCACAAAUCCCGAAUGGUCAAACACAUCCGAACUAUUCGACAUUACCACUAUCCCUGAGCGCAUUGGGUACCUCAAGGAGCUUGGACUUGAUUACGGCUGGGGUCCUUCUUCCUUCAUUCAAUGGCUGAUCGAACACACACACAUGUGGACAGGCCUACCCUGGUGGGCUAGUAUCGUGGCUGCAGGUGUCAUCACCCGUCUUGCACUGCUGAAGCCAGUGAUGGAUGCCGCUGACAUGGGUGCCAAGAUGAGGAACAUCAAGGACAAAUCAGACCCAAUCCGCACGAGAAUGGUUAACGGAACUCGCGACGGUAACCAGCAAGACGCCCAGCUGGCAAGGGCUGAGCUAUCUGAUCUCCACAAGCGGGAGGGCAUUGUCGCCUGGAAAUCGUUCAUCCCCAUGCUGCAGAUUCCGUUGGGUUUCGGUACUUUCCGUGUCGUGCGAGGAAUGACUGAUUUGCCUGUACCCGGUGUGGCCUCUGAAACCGUCGCCUGGAUUAAUGACCUUACUCUUGCCGAUCCGACAUACAUCUUGCCAGUCAUGUCUGCCGCUAUGCUGAUGGCUGUUCUCAGGAAAGGUGGAGAGGCUGGCACCAUGCCUGUCUUGAACUCGCCUGCAGGAAAGGCCCUCAUCUACGGUCUUCCCUCCGUUUCUUUUGUUUUCAUGGCGUUCAUGCCUUCUGCCCUACAGCUUUACUUCGUCGCAACCGGUGCUUUUGGUCUUGGCCAAACAUACCUCAUUAACUCGGAUAAGUUUCGCCAAUGGAUGAAGAUGGAUAUAGUCCAGAAGACCGAACCUGGGCAGCCGCAAUUCUCUUCCCUCACAAAGAACACCCGCAGCGAGGGCCUUCGCCUCUUAAUGCAACGGAUUGAACAGGAGAAGCUUGCACGCGAGAAGAUUCUCGCGAAAGGACCCGGCCAGAAGGGUGGAGAAGCAGAACCCGCGGCAAAGGUUUCUUUCGUUGACCGCUUCAUGGCCAAUGCCAAAUCAGCGGGCAAGGAUAUGAAGAAGGAUCUCCAGGAGAAAUUGAGCACCGGUCCCACAAAGCAGACUGGCCGCCUCUCCGCCGAACAACAGAAGCGGGCGAUGGAAUACGAGACCCAGCGACGCGCCGAGGACGAUGCUAUCCGUGAGGAGCGUAACCAGGCUCGCCGAAGGGAGCAUAUGACGAAACUCCAAAAUGAGAUGACGAAGGCUAAAGGCUCAAAGCGCAAAUAA
This is a messenger RNA of Penicillium nucicola, 1482 nucleotides long. RefSeq names its product membrane insertase OXA1. Gene Ontology annotation, molecular function: membrane insertase activity. The transcript is spliced from 3 exons. Gene Ontology annotation, biological process: protein insertion into mitochondrial inner membrane from matrix; mitochondrial respiratory chain complex IV assembly. Gene Ontology annotation, cellular component: mitochondrial inner membrane. Bases 1 to 1482 code for a protein of 493 amino acids. The record is from RefSeq and is a predicted model, not a curated record. Lineage: Eukaryota; Fungi; Ascomycota; Eurotiomycetes; Eurotiales; Aspergillaceae.